Paramormyrops kingsleyae is the source of this 4782-nucleotide messenger RNA. Its product is annotated as metal transporter CNNM3. Gene Ontology annotation, molecular function: transmembrane transporter activity. Gene Ontology annotation, cellular component: plasma membrane. Lineage: Eukaryota; Metazoa; Chordata; Actinopteri; Osteoglossiformes; Mormyridae. The record is from RefSeq and is a predicted model, not a curated record. Gene Ontology annotation, biological process: magnesium ion homeostasis; transport.
GCAAAACAGAGCAAGUAAAGACCACUUGUUUAAUGCUAGUACCAUUUAUGGUGCUCCUUUAAACAAGAGGGACUUGUUUACACGAUAUGUAUGCCAAACUCAAGUUAGAAGACAGCCAGGGCAACGAGAAACUGCGUCCAUUGUGGCUCGACGACAGAGACCGCGCGUCCUAUUAUAUACCGAGGCUUCUGAGCCAAAAUGGCGACGAAAGCGAAGCGGUUUUCUGCCGUGGUGUCCGCGACUUGGGAAAGUCAAUGGCAAGAAAGCCGCGAUGCGCUUAUUUGAACUGAGCAGUAGUUGACAGCAUUUUUAGAAGGCAUACUGAAGGUGAAGUGUGUGCCAUAAAAGAUAGUCGUGGACUUCACCUCCCGCCGAUCGCUUUGCCCGGCGUCGGAGGCGCUCGUAAGUCGGGCUGGGUGUCACGUGACUUGAACAGAGCCCAGCUGCCCAAUUCCAAUAUGGUGGUCGGGUCGGUAGGCUUACGUUUCUUGUUGAUGAUAUUGUUCUCUUGUGGGUUUGGGUUCGGCACCUACGGCCAGCAAGCCCCGGAGGUUUUGGGUUUGCGACUGGAGGAGCCCAAGACUGGAGUUUCUAUGAAGGGGCGGGACGUCUCUGCGCCGUACGGUGUCUCUUUUCGGCUGCGAUUGUUCGGCUUCUAUCUGGUUAAUGGGACUUGGCCGUGGGUCGCUUUCGCUGAAGCUACGAGGGAGACUAACACGGACCCGUGUGAGGAGGAGAGCCGCCGGACCUCGGCCGAGUUCCAAGUCAGCGACUUCCAGGCGGCCGAUAAUCAUAGCGGGCUUAUAACCGUGCAGACGAAGAAAAGCAUCUCCUCUGCGCUGGACGGCGAGCAGAAGAGCAAUCCCAAAUACCAUAAGUUGUGCAUUUUAAAAGGCGUUAACUGGGUAUCGGUCGGAGCGGAAAGAUUACAUAUUGUCGAGAAUACAUCUGGGCCGUUUCUCCCUGCGUGGGGAUAUGCCCUGUGCAUAGUCCUGCUGAUCAUUGCAUGUAGCGUGUUUAAAAUCCUGAACCUGAGCCUGCUUUGGCUUGAUCCUUUGGAGCUCUACGUGUUGCACAGUUGUGGUUCUGAGGAGGAGAAGCGAGCUGCGAAGCGCCUGGAACCCCUAAGGAGACGUGGUAAUUUCCUGAUAUGCUCCUUGCUGUUUAUCUGCGCAUUGGGCCAUGCUGCACUUGGGAUACUCUUCUACCACGUCUUAGGGUGCAUCAUCUCUGCUAUAUUUGCAUGCGGCGCCCUUACUUUUCUGGUGGCUGAACUGCUACCGCACAUCAUAUGCUCCGGGUAUGGGUUCCAACUCGCACCAAACAUGACAUGGAUCGCCCAGAUCUGCAUGGUGCUGACUUGCCCUUUGUCUUGCCCCCUGGGGCUACUGUUGGAUUUGAUAUUGCGCAGAGACAUCAGCACUUGCAACAUACGUGAGAAGACCAUGGAGAUGAUCAGAACUAAUGUCAACGACCCCUACAACGAAUUUGUUAAGGAGGAGUUCAGCAGAGGUGCUCUCAGGACCAAAACAGUGGAGGACAUCUUGACUCCCCUGAAAGACUGUUUCAUGCUUCCCUCCACCGCCGUUUUGGACUUUGGGACCAUGUCGGAGAUCAUGCAGAGUGGCUACACACGAGUUCCCGUUUAUGAAGAAGAGCGCUCCAACAUUGUGGAAAUUCUGUAUGUUAAGGACCUGGCACUGGUUGACCCUGAGGACUGUACGCCCAUGAGUACGAUCACCAAGUUCUACAACCAUCCCCUGCACUUUGUCUUCAAUGACACCAAACUGGAUGCCAUGCUGGAGGAGUUCAAGAAAGGAAACUCCCACAUGGCCAUCGUGCAAAAGGUGAACAAUGAGGGUGAGGGUGACCCCUUCUAUGAGGUCCUGGGCCUGGUUACGCUGGAGGACGUCAUCGAGGAGAUCAUCAAGUCGGAGAUCCUGGACGAGUCUGAUGGCUACAUGGAGACGAAGGUGAAGCGGCCCCUUGCUCCUCUGGAGAUAGCCCUGGAGCCCAAGUCCUGCCACGAGGAGUUCUCCCUUUUCAAAAUGCCGGAUGGGGAGCCCAGGAUCCGCACUUCGCCGCAGCUGCUGCUGGCCACGCACCGCUUCCUCUCCCGGGAGGUGGAGCUGUUCAGCCCGCAGCGCGUGUCUGAGAAGGUCCUCUUCCGCCUGCUGCAGCACCCCAGUGUCAACCAGGAGGUGAAGUUUGACCCUGGCAACAAACUGCGACCAGAACACUACCUGUACACCCGCAACCACCCGGUGGACUAUUUCGUUCUGCUGCUGCAGGGACGUGUGGAGGUGGAGAUUGGGAAAGAAGCAUUGAAGUUUGAGAACGGGGCCUUCACGUACUAUGGUGUCUCAGCCCUGACAGCUCCCUCAUCAGUGCACCAGUCUCCAGUGCCCACUCAGCGCCGCUCGCCCCGUGAUCCGUUUGAGCUUGGGGAGGCUGCCAGCCCAUCCAGCUACUGUCCAGACUACACUGUCCGUGCUCUCACAGACCUGCAGCUCAUCAAAGUGACACGGCUGCAGUACCUGAAUGCCCUCAUGGCCUCCCGAGUGACUCAGAGUCCCGAUCCACCCGAGAUCAAGAUCCUGCCAAACAGCCAGACCAAGCUGCUGAACGAGCGGAACACCAACCCUGAGUUUCCUGCCCACUUAUCUUUCUUUGACAAAAUUGAGAACUACUGUUAGUGUACGUUGCAUGAGGUGGAAGCAAGAGCAAGGACAUCACCGCAGAAGAGGAAAGUCACGGAUAGGGCAACCAACCAAAACCCUCCUCCUGCUCUCUCUCGUCCUGUAAAUUUGCUUGUAUGACCCUAUAUGAGAGGGUGAUUUUAGAGAUUUUAGAAUUUAAAAAAAUGUCCUUUAACAGUGAGACUCUGGUGGGAGGAGGAGGUGUUGGGGUCAGAACCCAAGCAUUAGUCACUUUGUCCUUCAUUAGGCAAGAGGAUGGGAGUGGGAGCCUGCGGUGGUCUGUGGGGGCCUGCGGUGGUCUGUGGGGGCCUGCAGUGGUCUGUGGGGGCCUGCGGUGGUCUGUGGGGGCCUGCGGUGGUCUGUGGGACUCCUCUGCCUGACCGCCCCCUUUCAGCACUGCAUUACUGUGUCCAUCAUAGAUUAUUAUUUUAGCCUUUAACACCAAGAGGCAAGUGUGUGAUGAAAUGCUCUCGCUAGAGUCGAUUUUUGGGUGGUAAAACUGGAUUUGCAUGCAUAGCAGUGCUUUGUUUGCAUGCGUGUGAGAUCCUGGGCUUACACCCACUCCUGUUUUUAACAGCUAGGGGUCAGCUCUAUUCCUGUGCGUACUGACGUGUGUGUGUGUGUGUGUGUGUGUUCCGGCCCUUUCUACAGUGUAUUGAGUCUCUCUAACCACAGUUACUCUAUCAGAUUGAUCUGUAGUUUGAGAUGCACGAAAAAAAUAGUGCUCAAUGGGCAGUUUGCACAACUUUUUUUUUUUUUUCAUGGAUUUACGGUACCUUUGCUUUCAGGUUCUAAUAACCACCACAGUUUUAUUUCUGGUUAUUAAUUGGAAAGUUCACAAAGCAAUAGACUGGAAGUAUUAAUACUCAUUCUUACUGGAAAGCCACAGGUACAUACUAUUUUGGGCUUUGUGCAAGUAAAGCUUUUUUUGGAUGAUGGGGGUGUUUUAUAUCAUGAGCUUUCUGAAUGCCCACUGGCCCUAUCUAAUCUAUCCCAGUGUCCUUGCUUCAUGUACUGUAUAAUUUACAUUUUUUCCCUUUGUCUCCCCCCCCCCCCCUACUUGCCACAUCAAACUCAUCACCUCUCUUCACAGAAACAGGUGGUGCUGUCUAAGGUUUCAUAUCAGUACAUUUGUACAGCAACAUGUGCCAACACAUGCUGCAGAAUGCAUUGCCUUUCAGUUUGGCCAAUGAGACUUUGCCAGUGUGUGUGUGUGUGUGUGUGUGUGUGUGACAGAGAGAGGGCUUUAAAUGCACAUUCCAGCUUUCUUUAUGGGAUUUUCUCUCUCCAGCAUUUCUUGUCCGUGUGAGAGGUGAGAGAAAGAAUACUAGAGGCUGUCAGUGUUGAGUCUUAAAUGACAUCAGGAAGAUAUUUCACUGCUUGCAAGAUUCACCAUGGAUGUUUAUGUAUAAUAUCAUAUAUAACAUUUAUCAGUAUAAAUGUUGUAUAUAAAAUGUAUAAAUAAAGUUUUUGUUUUAAUAUCCGAACUGCAAGGGCACCGUUAAGAGGCGUGUUAGUACCUGUAUUGUAUGCUGCACAAGCCAGAGGGGUUCAGGCCAAAGCUACAUCCUGUUGUUUUUUUUUUUUGUUUUUUUUUUUUUAAUAGUGUUUUGAAUUACUUUGCCUAUAAUGAACAAGUAUUACAUAAUUAACUUUGUGAUUCCAAGUAAAUACUUUUUUUUUUUUUUUUUUUUGCUGUUGAAAUGUUUGCUCUGCUGUAGAAAUUCAUUCAUAUUGUAUCUAAGGAAUGAAUAUAUGUUGUAAAGGAAUAGUCAAAAUGCUGGUUUUUGAGAAGGUAGAAUUUGCUGUAUAUUAAUAUAUAAAAACAAACAUAUAUGAUAGAAAUGAAAAUUGAAAAUACUAAUAGUUAUAGAAGUGUUUUCAGGUAUAAUGAUAUGUUACCAGGGGAAAAAACCAUAUUAUUUUUUACCAACUACUACUCUUGUUCUUAGAGUAACUUUUUGUUGUAAAAUUUCUCAUUUUUCUAGAGUUUCACAGGUUCUGUGUGCAUAAUACAAUUGCAAUGGAUUACUUCAAGGUCAAAAUGUCUCAUAGGAAAUAAAUGGAAACCCAUAUCAAUUUU